AGAGAAAACGCAGUGGAACGGGUUAAAAUGUAGUUCAUUUUAAAAGAGAGCGAUUGAACAAUUGUUAACAACUCACUGGAGCCACUGAUUUUUUUCUGAUUUGGGUUAAUCUGUUCGUUCCGCAGUAUUUGGUGUGCUACAGACGCCCCUAAGGGGGUUUUCGACAAUGUAUAAAGUUGAAAGGUGGAACGAUUUUAACCGUGGAUAAAAUGAAGAACAGCAAUCAGAGAUCAUCAAUGGGUAUCCCGGAAUGAGAUGCACCGUUUAGGACGGUGUUGAGCUCGUCAUCGAUCGUUCACUAGGUGCAAACAAAAUAUUCGCAAGAAAGCUGUGCGAAGGUGUUGAGUGAGGCCGAGCGAAGCUUUUCCAAGGACAGCCAUCGGAGAACGGGAUGUCGGCGAGGAAUAUUCGAGGUGGCCAAGCUGGCUCCACCGUUCAAGCUUUCCUUUUGAUCUGUUCAAUCUUCGGCGGCUCGGGAAUGGGACCCGUCCUGAGCUCCGAAGUCACGACUGACACACCAGCGAAUAAAGGAGCAGCGCGACAGAUGUUCGGUAGUGGCAGCUUGCGGCAGACAGGAAGCGGGCCCAUCGUCCUGGGGACGACGGAGUCACCGUUUUACGACGGACAUUUGUACGAGGGCCCCGGUGGGUUUGGAUACAACGUACCCGGCGGCAGAAACCACGUUUCCCAAAAAUCGCACCCCCAGCUUCCCGGUGGGUAUCACGGGCCGCCAAGGAUGCCCGUCUCUCAACCCGAUGCUGAUACCUACGAGGCUUCUAGCGACGUGAAGGUCAGAAACGGCGCACCGGUCAACGGUCUCUACGGUCAAAGCCGUCAAGGUGUCGGACGAGGAAUGGACGCAGACCGAGGACGAGGCGGCUUCGGCGACAUUUACGGGGGCAUGGGUGGUCGAGGCAUGGACGAAACAUACGUGAACCCGGAUCGCACGCGCGUGCAUAACGGACUCCAACGCGGUCACGGAAUAGGAGCAAAUCCCAACAUCGAAGGACAUUUUGGAGUCGGCGGACGCACUCUGAUCCACGAAUUGGAGGACGAAAGCGAUCUUACCGGAGAGUACCUACUGCCCUGCGGAUGGCAGUGCAAAAGAAGCGAGUUCCUUUGCUUGCAGUCAUGCACUUGCAUCCCGUUGAGGAGUCGUUGCGACGGAGAGAUAGACUGCGAGGACUUCCAAGACGAACUGGAUUGUGACAACGGGUCGGGAUAUGGAGGAAACGCGGAAUGCGUCGGUGAAACAAAAAUUCGUUGUCCAUUGUCUGGGAAGUGUAUUUCCAAAGAUUGGCUUUGUGACGGUGACGACGACUGCGGUGAUUUCUCCGAUGAAAGCCACUGCGGAACAUCUCAAAAUUGCACUGAGGACCAAUUCGAGUGCAAAAAUGGUCUCUGCGUCCAGCGAGCUUGGCUUUGCGAUGGCGAGAAUGACUGCAAGGAUUUUUCUGACGAAGUUAACUGCACGAAAAAAGUGGAAUGCACACAGUAUGAGUUCAAGUGUCAGGAUGGAAGCUGCAUCACUUUGAAUUGGCAUUGCGACCAAGAACCAGACUGUAGCGAUGGUUCCGACGAGGUGAACUGCGAAAAAACCGGAGUUAGUUGUGGCAGCAAUGAAUUCCAGUGCGCUUAUCCAAAAUGUGUGCGACACGAGUAUCGCUGUGACGGUGAUGACGACUGCGGUGAUGGAAGUGACGAGAAGGAUUGUCCUGGAUCAUUGACAACCAGCUGCAACGAUAAUGAAUUUCGAUGCUCUGGGGGCAAGUGCAUCAGCAACAAAUGCGUAUGUGACGGAAACAAAGACUGUGACGGUGGUGAGGAUGAGGAAAUGUGCAACCACCCGACACCUCAGGGAUGUUCACCUCACAACGAGUUCACAUGCUCCACCGGCACCUGUGUCCCGCGAUUGUGGGUAUGCGACGGCGUUCCUGACUGCCCUAAUGGUGAAGAUGAACAAGGAUGCGCAGUGACUUGUGAGGCGACCCAGUACUUGUGCAACCCGCCUCGAGUAAUCAACGAUACAUCAGUUGCUGCUACUAACUCGCCCCAACCAUCAGCGACGCAUCACUAUCACCGAUAUUGCAUCGCUAUAAAACACGUCUGCGAUGGUACAGCCGACUGUCCCGAUGGUGAUGAUGAACUCAACUGUCCAAAGAAACGCAACUGCACUGCGACGGACAAGUGCACGCAGCAAUGCAUCUUGACGAUAGAUAACAAGCCAGCCUGCGCUUGCCAGCCUGGGUACAAGCUGGGGAAAGACAAUGCGACAUGCGAAGAUAUCAACGAAUGUGUAUUCGAACAAGAUCCAGUCUGUAGUCAAACUUGCAACAAUACCGUAGGCUCAUUCGUCUGCAGCUGUAUGGCCGGUUACGUCCUCCGACCUGACCUCAGAACCUGCAAGGCCUUAGGGGCAAAUCCUACACUCCUUUUUGCGAACCGGGUUGAUAUAAGACAGGUUAGUCUCAGCAAUUCCAAGUACACAGCUAUCCUGAAGGGGUUGCACAAUGCCAUUGCUUUGGACUUUCAUUAUAAACGAAGCACUGUUUACUGGUCCGAUCUAUCCAUGGAUGUCAUACGGAAGGCGUAUGUAAACGGAACCGGUGCCGAAGACGUUAUUCGAUGGGGCCUGGAAAGUCCAACCGGUGUUGCUGUCGACUGGAUUCACAAUCUUCUGUUCUGGACUGACUCUGGAACACGUAGGGUGGAAGUAAUAACUUUAGAUACAACAAUGCGGCACGUCCUGAUAUCUAGUGACCUCGACAAGCCACGGGCCAUAGUUGUUCAUCCAAACUACGGAUACGUUUACUGGACGGAUUGGGGUCCAAAUCCAAAGAUCGAACGUGCAGACAUGGACGGUUCAGGCAGGGUCGUUCUUGUUACGGAGUCGAUAUCCUGGCCAAAUGGUCUAGCAAUAGAUUACACGUCCGAUCGCUUAUUUUGGGCAGACGCAAAGCAUCAUAUUAUCGAAUCUGCUCACCUUGAUGGGACGGAUAGGAAGAAGGUCAUAAGGAAGGGAGUUAACCAUCCCUUUGGUAUCACCAUAUUCGAAGACUAUGUCUACUGGACUGACUGGCACUUCAAGAGCAUAUCCUCUGCGAAUAAGGGAAACGGUGCUGGAUUCAAAACUAUUCAUUCCGGUCUUCACUUCCCGAUGGACGUGCAUAGCUAUCAUCCGCAACGUCAACCUGAGUAUAAAAAUCGGUGUGGUGAUAACAAUGGAAACUGCUCACACAUGUGUCUCCCAAAUAGCACCGGUUACAGUUGCGUCUGUCCUGUGGGGUUGAAGAUUAAACGAGAUGGCAAGAACUGCGCCUCUACUCCCGACAAUCUUCUGAUAUUUGCAAGGAAGAAGGAUCUCAGAUUACGGCCAGUCGAUCAGGCCGCAAGAGGAUUCGACACUGUUAUUCCCGUCGAUCAUAUUGAAAGCGCUGUCGCACUUACGUGGGACAGUAAUGAAGAUACUAUAUACUGGACAGACGUUGAGACGGACACGAUAAGCCGGGCGUACUUAAACGGCACUAAUCAGAGUGUCAUCAUCAGUUAUAACUUAGAAUCUCCAGCUGGUUUGGCUAUGGAUUGGAUAACGCACAAGUUAUAUUGGACUGAUGCUGGGACGAACAGAAUUGAGUGUUCAAAUUUAGAUGGAUCGAUGAGAACUCUACUGGUAUGGAGGGGGCUUGACAAACCGAGGGACAUCGUGGUCGACCCGACUGUCGGGUAUAUGUACUGGAGCGAUUGGGGCGAAGAACAGAAAAUAGAGAGGGCCGCGAUGGACGGCAGUGAUCGCAAGAUUCUCGUGAGCAAAAACUUGACAUGGCCAAAUGGAUUGGCAAUCGACUUCGAAAAGAACCGGCUCUACUGGGCAGAUGGUGGUACCAAAAAAAUCGAGUACUCUGACCUGAAUGGCAAAGGCCGAACCGUACUAAUCUCCACUGACUUGCCGCAUCCCUUUGGUUUGGUGAUUUUCAAAAAUAAAAUAUUUUGGACCGACUGGGACACGCAGAGUAUUCAUCAAGCAGAUAAAAACGACGGUUCUAAUCGGAGCGUGGUUAGAUCAGGAAUAUCCGGUCUCAUGGACGUCAGGGUAUUUCACCGUCAUCGAAAGACUAUCAACACACCUUGCAAUAAGAACAACGGCAAUUGUUCGCAUUUGUGUCUGUUGGCACCCGCUCCGCGAUUCUAUAAAUGCGCGUGUCCAACUGGUCUGGUUUUAGAGUCGAAUGGAGAGACAUGUCCUGAUAUGCCGAGUGAAUUCCUAGUAUUCGCUCACAGAGAAGACAUCAGAAUAAUAUCUUUCGACGUCAACUACACCGUGGACAUAGUACUGCCAAUAGCGAACCUAAAAAAUGCAAUUGGAGUGGAUGUCGAUAGACGAACCGGCGAUCUGUAUUGGACCGAUACUGCCGAUGAUCUCAUCAGGAAAGCAAGUUUUGACGGAAGAACUGUAGAAACGAUAAUCAACAACGGAAUCGAGAACGCCGACAGUUUGGUCGUAGAUUACAUAGGUCAAAAGAUAUACUGGACAGACGCUGGACUAAACAGCAUCGAAGUUGCUGAGCUCGAUGGUAUAAACAGAAAGGUUCUGAUUUGCUCAGGACUAGAAAAACCUCGAGCUAUCGCUCUGUACUAUCCAGCUGGGCUUCUUUUCUGGUCUGACUGGGGUCACAACGCCCGUAUAGAACGAGCUAAUAUGGACGGCGAACAGAGAAUGACUUUAAUAGCCGACGACCUUAUCUGGCCGAACGGUUUGGCCGUUGACCUAAUUGGGAAUAAAUUGUACUGGAAUGACGCUAAGAGAAGCGUGAUUGAAAGCGCCAAGCUUGAUGGUUCAAAUAGAAAGGUUCUUAUCCACGAUGUUCGUCACCCUUACGGGUUGACACUGACCAAGGACUUCGUUUACUGGAGCGACUGGCACACGAAAUCCUUACACCGUGCGAAUAGAACGACGGGAUCUAACAAAACGGUAAUAUUGUCCAAAAUAGAGGGAAUCAUGGAUAUUCGGUCAGUCAGCAGCGAGGAUCUUUACAUCGCUGAGAACGUGUGCGAGAAGAAUAAUGGCGGAUGCUCACAUUUGUGCCUUCGCAACCCGAAAGGUUACUCGUGCGCUUGUCCGACUGGAAUCCUUUUGAACGAGGAUAAAAAGACGUGCAAAUUGACCCCCACAAACUUCAUACUGUUCGCAACGAGGGAAACGCUCGCCAGAGUGUCAUUCGACACGCCAGAGAUGUGGGACGUGACUUUACCAAUCAGUGACAUCCACAAUGCAAUCUCAGUAGAUUUUCACUGGGAAAAACAAAUUAUAAUUUACUGCGACGUAAACUUGGACAUAAUUAGGAGUAUCAACAUCCAAAAUUUAUCCGACACUCGGGUAAUCAUAAACUCGAAUCUCACAACGCCGUCGGGCCUGGCCGUUGACUGGGUCGCUAACAAUCUUUACUGGGCUGACACCACCAGGAAAGUGAUCGAAGUUGCCAGGCUGGAUGGCAGCAGUCGUAAAAGAGUCCUGGAACAGCUAGACGACCCAAGAGCGCUUACCUUGUUCCCGGCAAAGGGAUACAUGUACUGGACCGAAUGGGGUGAACAUCCCAAAAUUGAAAGGUCUUACCUGGACGGUUCGAGUAGAAAAGUGAUCAUCUCUUCGGACUUGGGCUUUCCAAAUGGCUUGGCUCUUGAUUACGAAAAGAAAAAGUUGUACUGGGCCGAUGCGUUGAAGGACCGAAUCGAGACGUCCGAUUUACACGGACAAUACAGAGUGCAGCUGGUCCCGGAAGCAACUCAUCCUUUCGGCUUGACGCAAUACGGGGAUCACAUCUACUGGACGGAUUGGUACAAGAAGGCAGUGGAACGAGCUGACAAGACCACUGGAAAAAAUCGAAUUGAGAUUCGAACUGCGCUGGACGGAGUAAUGGAGAUCAAAGUCGUCUCGGCCGCAAGGCAAACCGGGUGGACUCCUUGUGCCGUGGAAAACGGCGGCUGUAGUCAUUUGUGCUUCUUUACGCGGAAGAACUACGUCUGCGCUUGUCCGGACGUUAAGGAUUCCAAACCCUGCUCGACGGUACCGAGCAGAGAAGUCCCGAUAAGAAAACCAGGGACAGAAAACGAUCCCCCGGAGGAAGACGAUGAUGAGCCAACCAUGUCGUCUGUCCCAACUCUUGUACCUCGGAAGCCGCAUCACGAUAUCACCGGCAGAUUCCCAAAACUUUCCCCUAGUAAUACAAAUUUCACAUUGAAAACGGUGGUAAUCACGAUAGUCGUGAUGGUCGUUAUGAUAAUCGUCAUUUUAAUCGCCAUCAUCCAUCUUCUGUGCCAACGCAAGACCAAACAGAAAAAAUACUUGUACACCGGAAGAAGUGUCCUCACUUUUUCCAACCCCAACUACAACGCUUCAAGCGGCGACGUAGGCCCGAGCAAUUCGCAGCAAGAUAAAAAGUCGUUCAUCUGGAAAAGAUUGAAGUACGACAAGUCGCAGGAAAGAGUGUACGAAGAUAACGGACAGUCCUCAAGUCCCGAAGUGGUUUCCUUGAUUCCUCCCUCAACAACUCCGAGCAGCAGUAGAGCUCCGUCAGUCACACCGAGGGAAACUUCACCACCAACGUCACUUCCGCACGUCACUCACCUAGACGGUUAGAUACAUAUAAUAUUGUACUUGUAUCAUUUCGAAUGCAACACUGUCACCACUUUACUUAUCUAUUACACGCGAAUGUUCCACCCUGUUCGGAGAAGCGUAACCAGACACCAGCUCGAUCCGCAUGACAGCUGUGAGUCCGCGAUAAUGACGACUAUGAACGACAUUCUUCCACUGAUAACAAAAAAAAAAACAACAACAACAACAACAUAUACCAAUACACAAGAGGUAACUUUUCACUGAGCUAUGCUAUGCUGUCAAUGGUUUGUGAGACUGUGACACUCUGUGAUCAGACUCACUUUCGAGAAUAAUAUGUGGCCAGUGACGAGUCAAGAUUUGUCUGUAGGGUGUGAAUGGUUUUGGGAGCACUGCGCUGAGUAAACGUUACACAGGAACAGGAAAUGAAAACUAAGCAUAUACUGCGUUAUUAAGGGAAUAGAAUAUUUGAAAGAAGUCAAUGCGGUAGACGCGUUAAUAAUUUUUAUAAACUGAUGAAAAAUGUGUAUGAGAAAUAAUUCAUACCAAAUAAUUGCUGUCCGGAUAUAAUUUUUACUCAUUGAUCAGAUAUAUUUCUUGCAUUUACCGAUGUGUUAUUCGCACUCGCGCUAUCCAACGACAUUUAUAAAUAUUACGAAGGAACGAAAAUAUACAAAUAAACAUAACAAGCACGAAAAUAACAUUCCAAAAUUAUGUACUUGUCGUUUUGCAAGGGCGAUCAUUCACAUACAGGCUACGCAUCUAAUAAUUAUAUAUUCCAUAAAAAUACUGCCACAUGUGUAAAAAUUUUAUCCUUACCCGACUUUCGUAUACCGAUAAAAAAUGAAGAAAAAAAAUUUGCAUUCUACGUAAGUCUCUUUUGGCAAACACGAUGAAGAUUUAUUUCAAAUAUCAAGGGAUCGAGAUGUGCCCAACUUAUUUUUAAGCGUUCAGUCCACGAAUAAAAAAUUGAACAUUUUUACCAAGUGGAAACAUUCGAUUUUCGGUUCACUUUUUAUAGCUUUGAUAUCAAGCGCUGAAGUGACAACUACAGUCUUUAUCGCCAUGCGAACAAGUGCGACUUACUUCUUUCUCAACGUUUACUUUCUAAUCAAGUACAAGCCACAGAUUUCGACUGCAUAAAAUAUCUUACGAUGUCUAUACCCUUGUAUCACUCCAAUUUACAGAUAGUGCAAGUAUUUUGUGUGAAUGGUGUAUUAAAUGUAUAUUAUAAAGAUAAAAAUUAAACUAGUUAUUUUUAAAAGGUCCCGAUUUGUAUGAAGACUGAAAAGGUUCGAAAAGAGUAUCUUUGAUCGAGUAGCGCAUAGUGGUCUAAAGAUAAUGAUAAUGAUAAUAAUAAUAUUAUUAAUGAUAACAACAACAACAACAACAACAACAAAAACAACAACAAAAAUAAUAAUAAUAAUACUAAUAAAAUGAUUACAACAAUAAUGAUAGUAGUAAUAAUGCCAUCGUUUUACCAUGAGUAGAUGUAACAUCACCCUCAAAACCACGCACAUCCGUAUGUAUUCUAUGCGUACAAUACGUAUAUUUAUACAUACGUGUGUCAGUGUGUAAAUACUCGAUCUGUGUUGCGUGGAUGUUGCGUAUAAGAGAGAAAAUUUCUCAAGUACUAUUUUUUAAACUUUAUUCGAAAUAUAUCGUUCCUUCGCAAAGUGAUCACCGUCCUAUAAAACGCGAUUAUAUAUCUACCUGUAAUAUGUUUGCAAAUUCACGUACUACUUGAAUUUGUUUCCAUAAAUUGAUUUUUUUUUUUUUAUUUUUAUUCUAUUUUUUUUAUUUAUCGGCCAUCAAGUUGCGAAGAAUUAUCGUGUGUAUGGAAUUAUAGAAACUGUUGUACGGCACAGCAGAAAUGUUGACAAACAAAUUGCGAUUGAUAAAUUUCAAACACUGAAAGUAUAUAGAUUGGAAUAACCAAUAUUAUUAUUACAUACUGUGACACAAAAUUCGCGUUAAUUGAAUAAUCCGCUUUUAAGAGAUCAGUGAACCAUUGUGUAGCUUCAGCGAAGAUUUGUGAAACGAGAAAUCUCGUCCACUUCUGUUUUUCAUUGUUUUUUCUUACAUUUCUACCAAUUAAACACUGCAGCGUGCAUUAUUGCGUUAAUUCUAUUUUUCUAUAAAGCUAUAUAUAUUUUUUGUACUAUCAGCAUAUUUUUUCUCCCAUAGAUUUAUAUCAACAUGGGGUAUAUACAUAUUCAUAUAUUGUAUAAAUGUAAACACGCUAUAAAAGUGUACACGUACAUGAUGUAACAUGAUAUUACCUAUAUUCGUCGAAACAGCGCAGGUUGCUGUAACACUUAAUUCAGUCCCAGCGGGUCUAGGACUUCGUAAAAGCAAAUCCGCGCAAUGCAGUUUCGUACAUUUGAUUAUUUUCUUUGCAAAUCUAUCAUAAUUCCUUUCAUUCAUCGAUUACAAACAUCUAGAUGUAUCGCAGAAUGAGUGAUCUAACAAGGACAUGUAAAAACGUGAGCAACGUCGCAUAAAUACAAUUAUUUAUUCUUGCAAAGACACACCCAUUUAUGGACUCUAACUCAGCCUCGACUUUUCGCACAUAAUUAGCAAUUUCACCAUUGCAAAAAGCACAUUUAAUUGUAAUACAAUAUAAUGAAAUAAGUUACAUUCGAAAAUGACAGAUCAUUGAAUCGAGUCAUUGGCAUUCGCCAAUUUCCGCAUCUGGUAAAUACUUCUUGUAACUUCUACAUGUAGCGCAAUAAGUGUCAAUUUCAUUCUUUUUGCAUCUUCAUUGUUACACGUUGUGUAUAACAAUAUUUGCGACGUUAGCUAACGAUGUUGAAAAAAUGUCGAAUACUUUAAAAUGGCAUACAUGUCCUUGUUGAAAUGACUGAUUCGUUAAUGUUUAAAACUUACAUAAUCGCGUUAUACUAAUGCUAUAAAAACGUAUUGUGUAAUUUGUUGAAAAACCUACUUGUCAAAACAGAGAAUAUGUUGUAAGACGAGUGAACGAAAUCCUUAGCUAUGAAAUAAGUGCGUAAUAUGAUAUUUGAAUCACAGAAUGUUGAUUUCACAAUUAAUACAAGCUUAUUAUAACGGUGCGUGAAUAUAUGACAUACAUGCAAUUGCCAUAUCGUCCGUUACCGAGGUAUUUUCACGAUUUGGCAAAAUGAAAAAUUUACGCGAAAUAGAACAAGUACGAAAGAAAAGAGCGAAGAUUAUUAUUGAAUUUUUUUACUACGUGCACUGUUGCGCGAUUCGCGAUUUUCAAAAAUCAAACUAACAAAACUUUGAUGAUGUGUACAUUUCCGCGAUUGUUCCCUGUUAUAUUGAAAAGUUUGAGGCUUAUUACAAAGGCAUACGUUGGUACAUUACCAACUUAAUUUCAAUGUAUUAUACGAGUAUCGAUAAGCGUGUGUCGAGGAAAAUUUAUAGAAGACCGUCUACUGUGAAAAUAAAUACAGAAUACAAUACCUAGUCGAUUUACGAAAGAGCUAGGAAAAUAUCAGAUAUUUUUAAUGUUUAGAUCUUCAACGUAAACUAAAAUUAAUUAGAUAUAUCGUAAUUAUUAAAUAAUAUACAUUACAUAGGUAUAACGGUAUAAUUAUUAUGAUCCAAAAUAUUAUUGAUAUGCAUGCUAGGUAUAUUUAGAGCUCAAAGAUUCUAUGUGAUAUAGAACAAAAUCUGAAUUAUAAUAUCCACAAAUAACGCAAUGUUCAUGUAUGUGUUAUCUAUAAAAAAUAAAACACAUGAAAUCGUUACAUGAAAGAACUACGAACACAAGAAUAAAAGAGAUAUCUCACAACUUAAUUUUAUCUCAGUGAAAAUUAAGA
Molecule: messenger RNA, 10413 nt
Organism: Neodiprion virginianus
Lineage: Eukaryota; Metazoa; Arthropoda; Insecta; Hymenoptera; Diprionidae
Gene: Lrp4
Product: low-density lipoprotein receptor-related protein 4
Exons: 27
Coding region: 392-6634 (2080 amino acids)
Molecular function (GO): calcium ion binding; protein binding
Source: RefSeq, a predicted model, not a curated record